This is a messenger RNA of Brassica napus (rape), 837 nucleotides long. RefSeq names its product classical arabinogalactan protein 26-like. The transcript has 3 exons. The record is from RefSeq and is a predicted model, not a curated record. NCBI's taxonomy places the organism in Eukaryota, Viridiplantae, Streptophyta, Magnoliopsida, Brassicales, Brassicaceae. The coding region runs from base 270 to 692 and encodes 140 amino acids.
CUGGGAGCUUCCCAUAGCCUAUGGGAAAGCUUUCAGAUUCAUACUCAUUCAUAAGAAACAGGAACAAGUUAAAAGCUGGCACUCACUUCAAUAUCGAAGGAAGAGCUUCUUCACGGGACUCUACUUUGCUUUUAUUUUUUUAUUAUUUAGUUUGUUUUCUACUCAGAAUAUCAAAACAUCCAAACACUCCUACACAAAUCAAAGCAUGACAAAUCACGUUUCAUGUGAUCUGCCCUUAUGCAAAAGAUACUCAUUCACAGAAAGAGACCAUGACUGUCGUCUCUCUGUUAGUCGCCUUCACCGUUCUUUCACUCUGUUUACACACUUCAACAUCUGAGUUCCUACAGUUUCAGCUCUCCACCAUAUCAUCAGCUGCACCUACGUUUUUGCCUGAAGCUCCUUCGAGUUUCUCAGCUUCACCUCCGGAGGCUAUGUCUCCAGAUAUAUCUCCUCUGUUCCCUACUCCAGGUUCAAGCGAAACGUCUCCUUCUCCGUCAGAAUCUUUUGACAUGCCGACAAUCCCCUCGAGCCUUAGUCCACCAAAUCCAGAUGCCGUCUCUCCUGAUCCUCUGCUUGACUCUUCUCCCGUGGGGUCUCCUCUUCCGGCUUCUUCCUCUGUUUCUUUGGUCUCGUCACCACUCUCUCUGCUUCUGGUCUUCCCCAUGUUAAUACUAGCUUUCUGCAGAUUCUAAUAAAUUAUUUUGAAACAGAGUGAGAGAGUAAGCCCUCUUUGACAUCUUGCUUGAAGAAAAAGAUUCACAAUGUAUACUUUUUACUCUCUGCUUGUUUAUGAAACUUUAUUUUUCUUGUAUAAUUUAAUACUACUAUUGUUCCUGU